Molecule: messenger RNA, 2138 nt
Organism: Stylophora pistillata
Lineage: Eukaryota; Metazoa; Cnidaria; Anthozoa; Scleractinia; Pocilloporidae
Product: beta-1,3-galactosyl-O-glycosyl-glycoprotein beta-1,6-N-acetylglucosaminyltransferase 4
Cellular component (GO): membrane
Molecular function (GO): acetylglucosaminyltransferase activity
Source: RefSeq, a predicted model, not a curated record
AAUGCAAGUGACUGAAGUUCCUUCGCCAUUCGGGUUUAAAAAUCUCACCUUGAAAAUACUUUGUUAGGAAAACCACUAUGACACUUGUUCAAUUAGCGAUUAAUUAAGUUUCAUGGGGACGACCAGGAACUUCAGAGUAAAUAUUCGUAGUCAGCCGAAGAUUCUGUGUCCGUGAGUAGGAGUUUAAAAGCUUGGAAAAUGAAGGAAAACGAUUCUUCUCUACAAAGGGAAAUUAUGUUUCCAUUUCGUAUCAGACGGCGUAAAUUUAAGACUCGAAUGCUGUCUUCCUUCCUGGUUCUAUCUGUGAUCCUAACCUUCUGGAUGGCUCGACAAGAAUUCAGUUACUCACAACAGAAAAAUCAAUCGAAUAAAGAGUGGAAUGAAUGUGUGGCGAAGAUCCAAAGUGAUCCUUCGAUCGAGCUAAGCAAUACAACCUUGAUUAGUGACGAUGACAAUAUCUACCAAACAUACAGGACUAAAGAGUGCCCCUCCAUCGUUCAAGAAUAUUUUAGCCAUCCUCCACCUACGCAGUCAGAACUUGAAUUUCCAAUAGCUUUCUCGAUUUCCGUGUACAAAUCAGCCUCGCUCCUAGAGAAACUCCUUCAAGCCAUUUACAUGCCUCAAAAUCUUUAUUGCAUUCACAUUGACAUGAAGUCCACGCCAACUUUUUGUGCAGCCGUCACGGAGUUGAUUCGAUGCUUACCAAAUGUGUUAUUGGCGAAGAAAAGCGUCGAUGUCAUUUAUCCGCAUAUCAGUAUCUUACACGCGCAGUUUAAUUGUAUGGAGGACUUGCUGUAUACUGGUAAAGACUGGAAGUAUAUGAUUAACCUUGUUGGCCAGGAUUUUCCUUUGUAUAACAAUCGAGAACUAGUUCUCGCUUUACGGGCUCUUAACGGUAAAAACAACAUUCAAAGCUUUCACCAUCCCGACUUAAAACGUCGCACACAGUAUGCAUAUGAGUUCAAAAGACGAAUGGAUGGCUCGGACCACAAAGCAUACAAACCCGUUAAGACUUAUCGAAAGAAAAGCCCACCACCCUACAACAUUACGCUUUUUAAGGGUGCAAACCACGUCGGGCUUACAAAAGGAUUUGUGGAGUAUAUAAUAUUUAACCAGACUGCGCGCGAUUUUAUUGACUGGCUGUCGGAUACGAGGAGUCCACCGGAAACCUUUUACUCUUCUUUACAACAACACCCCGGAGUUCCGGGAGGGGUCAUUGGCUUGCAGCCCGAGUUUGUUAUGCGUGCUAUAGACUGGUUUGACAAAGAAAAAGAUGAAGCGAACUAUGAAUGCCACGGAAAAUGGGUGCGGCAAAUAUGUUGGAUAAGUGUUCGCGAUCUACGCUGGGUCCUGGGCUGGAACAAGCGUAACAUGUUGUUUGUGCAGAAGAUACCAUUUGAUGUCAGCGAAGAUCUACUGCGUUGUCUAUCAAUCGCACGGGAACGUAGAGUUUAUGGAAGUUAUUUUUUCAUGACAAGGACGAACUUCUCAGAUACUUCGUAUCUUAGGUCGGAUGUCGAGAAAGAGAUGAUGGAGCGUCAUGAAUCAGUAGUUACUUAGAACCAAGACAAAAGCAAAUAAAUUAGUUAUUAAAGAAACAUUUAUGAAAAACGUAAGCAAAUUAGCACAAUGGCGCUGCGCGAUUGUGACGUCACGAAAUUUUGACCCCCUAGAGUGAUUAGGAGAAACAAACAGGCUUCUCGGGUAAAUGAAUAUGGGCGAUGAUGCGUCCAUCUCUAGUUCAAACGCCUCUAAAGCUCGUAUUUCAAAUCAAAACGACGGUGUUCCUGGCUCAAAGUUGGAGCGAGACCAAGAGAACCAUACAAACACACAAUUGAAGAUACUAAAGAAAAGUAAAGUCGAUCCUGUGAAACUUAAGGAUCUAACAGUUCAAUGUAAAAAGGGGGUUGACAGGCCUACACGACUCCCCAGCGCGUGUUUAGAACAGGCUAUUCAAAGUUUGGCCCUCACGAGUAUGUCUUUGAGCGAUCGCCCUCUUUUUUAAGACACGAGUGGCGGAUUUUGUAAAGUUCGCUCAGUACUGGUUGUAUUUCUAUUAAAUGCCAGUGUCUCAUGAGAAUUUGCUUUAGGUUUGGCAUUGAUGGUUGGUAUUGUGUAAUAAAAGGCGAGAUUCUUUG